This is a messenger RNA of Paramacrobiotus metropolitanus, 3852 nucleotides long. RefSeq lists its product as uncharacterized. NCBI's taxonomy places the organism in Eukaryota, Metazoa, Tardigrada, Eutardigrada, Parachela, Macrobiotidae. Bases 166 to 3417 code for a protein of 1083 amino acids. The transcript has 6 exons. The record is from RefSeq and is a predicted model, not a curated record.
CAUCCAGCACACCGAUAUGAGAUGAUUUCAAUUAAGCAAUGCCAGAAAGUUGUGUAAAUUCUGAAUACAUAAAGGCGAUCAACCAUUUGCCAUGUCACUUAUUUAGCAACCAUAUCUCAGCACAUCAGUCUAAACUCUAAACAGCUUGGAAGUUACGAGAAUUUUAUGAUUAUUGCUGCAUCCUGUGACUGUAUUGUUCCGGUAGUAAAAAUCGCAGAGAUGUCUCGAACAGCAUUCGUAAUACUAGUAGACGUUUCCACCAGGAUGAAGCAGGUGUACUCCGACAUACAACCAAAAACCGAGGACGCAAAAUUCUCUCGUAUACAAUCCGUAUUUAAUUCGGUUGUACAAAUUGCAUCUGAAGAAAGUGGAAAAACAGACUGUGAAUUAUCUGCAAUGGCAUUUGGGGUCAAAACGAAAUCCUACGACCAGCAUCUUGUCAACAUUUUUUCGUUACUGGAGUUUCAAAAUACUGUUCACCAAACCAUGAGGGAAAACGGGUACACCCCCAGCGACGACAGGUGUUAUCCAGGGUCUCACCCCCUAACGGCAAAAGCAAAGUCAUGCAGCGAGGAUAGUUUUCUCGAUUCCAUGAUGUCGAUACUAGCAUUGUGGCAUCGACGCGGUGGACUACUACGUCGUUUUAUUAUGCACUUGUUCGAGUCGACCAGCCACAUGUGGCCGCACAACAGAUUUCCCAUUCUGCACCCCACCGGCGUAUACGGGUUUCUUUACCUUAGACAUGUUGACCACAAGGCGGAAUCAGCCUUGCGGGGAGAACCGGUCAACGUCCACACCAUGGACCCUGUCUACAUCGAAGUGAAUUACCACCGCAUCAUUCGUAAAGCGGCUGCUAACGUCCACCCACCUCUAACUCAAAUGGAAACGGAACGGCUGGCUGUGGCAAUCGAGCUGGUUUUCAGCCCGCUACAGGAUGAGCAGCAGGAUAACUUACUGCGCGCUGUUUCCAGUGUUGCUCCUCGGUUGACAGCGCAGCAGCAGGUGGAAAUUCUAAGCGGAAAAGAAAAUAUCACUAAAGCGUUAACCGUAGAGCAACAGAAACAACUGUUCUUGGCUAGUACCCGGAUUAUGGCGAUUACGAUCGAGCAGGUAGAGAGAUUGUUUUACAGCAUGAUGGAAAUCGAACACGAAAUGACAGCGGAGCAAAUGAAGCAAAUCGUGGUUCAAGUUUUGGAAUUAUUUGGGGUGCGGUUCGUAGAACUUCAGUUUGCUUGGGAAAUCAAGAGGGAAGAAAUCAAGAGAGAAGAAAUCGAGAGAGACGCAGUUUCGAAGUUGAAGCCGAUCAGCUCUGGGUAUGAUUUGCUGACAACGUUGCUGCGAGACAACGGAGCCCCCUAUUGUGACGAAUACGUUCAAAAGUUCCUAACACAAGAAGAGUGUUUUUUCUUGUACACUUUUUAUUAUGCGGAGAAGUCCCUCCUAGAAGAAGCUAUUAAAGAACUCCCGUCCGCUUGCCGGCAGGCGAUAGCGAAGUAUGCGUACAAAGGUUUCAAAAAAGUAGCAACAGGUAUCAAAGCAGCAGUGACCAUUGACCAAUACUUUAAAAGCGCAGGCCCUGCACGCCCCGUAGAAGUCAUGGAAGUACCGAUAUACUUGCGCGUUUACCGGGAAACGACAGCAAAGUAUGCGCACGAAGAUUCAACACUCAACAGUUUCAGUGACGGGAUGAAACCCAACGUAACUCAACUUGACAGGCUCAUCGAGGAACGCCCGUGCGCUGACCAGCAGGCAAAACAAGAUAACAAUACUUACGAAGGCUCUAAAACAACCAGUUUUGCUGGAGGUAAUUUGAGUUCAGCCGUCUCAACACCCUUAGAGCAGAGGACAAUCAAUUUUCUAACAGGAGAACCUCACGACUUUGCUGAAAACGAGCGGCUGAAUGCCAGAAUGCAGGUGGAAAAGUGUACGGACCAAAUCUUGAAAAAACACAGCCAGCCGAAAUCUAUUCAGAUAAAAGAAGCGGCUGAUAUAAUAAAAGAAGCUGCCCAGACCAUCCAAAAAGAAACGCUCACCAAAACAUUAACGACGCAGCAACUGGAUCGGAUUAUCAAAAGUCUCCAACCGUAUAUGUACGGAGAAAAUACACCGCUGUGUAAAGCCUUGUCAUCCGCCUAUUCCAUCUUAGGCGAUAGCAGUAACCGCACUGCAGACUGGAGAAUGCUACUACUUAUAACUGCCGGCUAUACUACCGAUGGUGUCGUACCGCAGGUGCCUUCCUGGAUAAAAGUAACUGUCGCCACGUGUUUAAUUACCAGCGAUUACGAGCCGAAGCAGUACAAGACGCUCCGUUACGUAGAAGACAGCAGCUGGUCCUUCCAAAGGCGGACGCUAUUUAAACUUUGCACAACUGUACCAUGCCGACAUCCCACGAUUCAGUUUCUCCGACGACAAAAAUGGAAAAUUCCGGAUGAAGGAGAAAUAAGACUGUUUGCUCCUGUUAACGACCCAGAAGCUAUUCAGGACUUUACUACCAUGGUGCAAUCAUUAGCAGACAGUGGCGAUGCAACUGCAAAUCUAAUUGCCAGGGUCGCACUGGACGAAUAUAUUAAUGUCGAGAUCCAGGCAGCCGCGAAUUCUCCCCACAAACAACAUGAUGCGACAUGCUAUGCGUACGCAACGGCAACGGUCUUUCAUUUGGUUAUGAAGAGGAUACGAGGCAGACAUGGUGGCGUGCCAGCAUUCAGACUUCUGUAUAACGAAUUUGUUGAAUAUUUUGGAACAAGACCGACGAAUACAGUGAAGGUCAUCGAAACAUUUGCAAGCAAGUAUCGGCUUAAAUAUCGUCAACUUAAUGCUAAAUGGGAGCCCGAUGCUGGUGAUAGGCAAACUUCUGAUGACAAAGAUCACCGGAUUUUUCUAUGCGAAGCUAGGCAAGCGUUAAAUGCCGGGCGUCCUCUGAUUGCGACAUAUUGCUUGAGUAAGUCACAAAGAGAAAAUUUCGAUCAGUUCUACAAAAGCAACAAACAAGGCGUACUGACGAAAGACGACUUGGGAGAAUGCGGCACUGAGCCGACUGAAGGACAUGCUGUUGUACUGAUCCACUGCGAUCCCGUGUGCCUGGUUUUUUUGAAUUCGAGAGGGAAAAGAUUUGCAGACAACGGUCUGUUCCGAGUUGCUGAUAGUUCUGUUUUAAACUGCAAAUAUUAUGAAGUUUAUUGGGAAAAAAGCGCAUUGACCAAAGGCGAAAAGGAGCAGUUUACGCUGUCGGGGUACGAGAGAGCACACAGUUUAGCGCGACAGCUCCCCGACUCAGUCAAGCGCUUACCAUAUCAUUGCCCAAACUGUUUGCAGUCAUCCCCAGCCAAUGAAUAUACCGGCAAUUUCGUAGUAGCAAGCUGUCCAAAAUGCCAGGAAACAUUUUUUCCAGCGCCUAUUGGAUUCCUUCCUCGUCUUUAGUCGGCGAGCUUUGUCAUGGACCUGCACACAUCUGCUAAAGAAAACGACGGUUUACAGAAAUGACGACAUGGUUGACUUCUACGUGCUACCAUUUAAGCCGUACAACAACGCUCAGUGAUUUUUUAUACGUAAUUUGUUGCAUUUGACCUGCAUAGGGUGUUCACACCAAGUGCUGACAGCUUUUAAAAAAUCCGCGUUCAAUUUUCUUUUACUAAUUUAUAUUUAUCCGCUUCCAUUUUAUAUACUAUGAAGCAUUCGAAAUCAUCUAGCGCAAGUUUGGAAGAUUAGUCAAGCAACAUGGUUUAGAUAACAUAUUUUGAAGAUAGACACAGAGUUUUCCUCUCGUGUUGCAAUUUGUAAAAAAUCUAGAAAAUUUAUGGAAGGUUUGGUCAUAGAAAGAAUUGAGUUUGAAUUUGUAUGGAUCGUAGAUACCGU